CCCGCAAUUCAUAACAUGGGAAAACCCGGACCUACUGGUCGGGUCAAGCAAAACGUCCAUCACCAAUAGCCUUUCCUUUACCUACCCCGUCUCUCCUUUCCUUUCUUCUUCAACAUAAACAACCUCUUCAAAUCAAAAUGCUUACCAAACCCAUUACUUUUAGCGACCACUCUAUCCUGAAUACCUCUCUUAUCUCGUUGCCAACAACCUCUGAUUCUCAUUGGAAGCUAAUUCCAUGGCUUCCACUGCAAACACAUUCUCCCUCUCUCUCUCCAAUUCUUCCACUUUAAAGCCUAGAAGAAACUUAACCCAUUUUUGUCUACGUUUCAACAAUCCAAAUGGUAUCUUUCUCCGUUCAAAGCGGGUCGGGCUCCCGGCGUUGAGUUUGAACCGAAUUGGUUCAUCGAGAAUAGUUGCUAGUUCUUCUGCUCAGGUUAUGGAUCAAUCAGUUGCUGCUGCAAGUUCUAAAGCUCCUACUAUUGUUGAAGUCGACUUGGGUAAUCGGAGUUACCCCAUCUAUAUUGGAUCCGGACUUCUUCAUCAACCCGAAUUGCUUCAAAGACAUGUACAUGGAAAGAGAGUGCUUGUGGUGACUAAUAGCACAGUAGCGCCAUUGUAUCUUGAUAAAGUGGUUGAUGCAUUGACUAGAGACAAUCCAAAUGUUUCUGUUGAGAGUGUGAUUUUGCCUGAUGGUGAAAAGCACAAGAACAUGGAAGUUCUUAUGAAAAUAUUUGAUAAAGCUAUCCAAUCAAGAUUGGAUAGGAAGUGUACGUUUGUUGCUCUUGGAGGUGGUGUUAUAGGCGACAUGUGUGGAUAUGCAGCUGCUUCUUUUCUUCGUGGUGUUAAUUUCAUUCAGAUUCCUACAACUGUUAUGGCACAGGUGGAUUCUUCUGUUGGAGGGAAAACUGGGAUAAAUCACCCCCUUGGGAAGAACUUGAUUGGAGCAUUUUACCAGCCUCAGUGUGUACUCAUAGACACUGACACACUAAACACACUGCCUGAUAGAGAACUGGCAUCAGGUUUUGCGGAGGUUAUCAAGUAUGGGCUCAUUAGAGAUGCUGAAUUUUUUGAGUGGCAGGAGAAGAAUAUGCCAAAACUAAUGGCAAGGGAUCCAAGCGUACUAGCUUAUGCCAUAAAGCGUUCAUGUGAAAAUAAGGCUGAGGUUGUAUCCUUGGAUGAGAAGGAAAGUGGACUCAGGGCAACAUUGAACCUAGGUCACACAUUUGGCCAUGCUAUAGAAACCAGUGUUGGAUAUGGGCAAUGGCUCCAUGGAGAAGCUGUUGCAGCCGGCAUGGUAAUGGCUGUUGAGAUGUCAUACCGCCUUGGUUGGAUUGAUGAUUCUCUCGUGAAGCGAGUCCAUAGCAUUCUAGAACAGGCAAAGUUACCCACCUCCCCACCAGAGACCAUGACUGUGGAAAUGUUCAAGUCUGUCAUGGCGGUUGAUAAAAAGGUAGCUGACGGACUGCUAAGGCUUAUCUUACUGAAAGGUCCUCUGGGUAAUUGUGUAUUCACUGGUGAUUAUGAUAGAAAGGCCCUCGACGAUACGCUCCAUGCAUUUUGCAAGUCGUGAUUCCAUUUUGGGCAAUUUUAAUUCCCAGCCGCAUGCAAUUGUUGUAUCAGAUGUGAUUUUUGUGUUUUGAUGAUCUUACUGGUAUUCUUUGCUCAGGUCAUCUUCGCUAGCCUAUGGUUAUUGAAUUGUAAUUUUAGGAAUUAUGUCAGGAUCAAUAAAUAUGGGUCGUUUCCCUUUUCUUCUUUUA
Ricinus communis (castor bean) is the source of this 1757-nucleotide messenger RNA. Its product is annotated as 3-dehydroquinate synthase, chloroplastic. Lineage: Eukaryota; Viridiplantae; Streptophyta; Magnoliopsida; Malpighiales; Euphorbiaceae. The coding region runs from base 236 to 1570 and encodes 444 amino acids. Gene Ontology annotation, cellular component: cytoplasm. The record is from RefSeq and is a predicted model, not a curated record. The transcript has 8 exons. Gene Ontology annotation, biological process: aromatic amino acid biosynthetic process. Gene Ontology annotation, molecular function: 3-dehydroquinate synthase activity.